Messenger RNA from Ceraceosorus bombacis, 1152 nucleotides. NCBI's taxonomy places the organism in Eukaryota, Fungi, Basidiomycota, Exobasidiomycetes, Ceraceosorales, Ceraceosoraceae. The record is from the annotation of a GenBank genome assembly.
AUGGGCUUCUCUGACGGAGAUGCAAACAAGGGCGCUGGGUGAGUCGAGUCGCUGUCGCUGCUCCUUCCCCCUGCCACCCAUCUCGCUCGCCAAGCCUUCCUGGUGGCGCUCCACCGCGAUACUCAGGCACGCACUUGCGAUGGCCUGAGCCGAGCCGAGCCGAGAAUCUGCCUAAAAGCGUCUCAUUCCACGCCUCGUAUCAUGCGCCGCACUCUUCGCAACUCGCCUCGCUGGACCAACAGUGCUGACUAUUUCUCUCGCGCCUCACACACAACAGUCUCUUCAAGACCCGCUGCGCGCAAUGCCACACUGUCGAAAAGGGCGGCCCCAACAAGGGUGAGUAGAGUGCUAGAGCGGAGCGAGUCUGACGGAUCUCAAUGGUCCCCUGGGGUGGCGGUGAUAGGGGAGCGCUACGCAUCUCGGCGCAGAUCUCGCAGGCUGUCUCGUGCGACGCUCGCUGCUCGUCGCUUGCAGUCUGCCGGCUUGGACAGCCACGAAGGACGCUCGGCUCGCUCCCCUCUGCCGCUCGGUUGACCCCGUCAUCAGCGUGAUGGCAGGCUGACCAAGUCCCUUGCCCUCUCUCUCUCGCCACUUGCUCCUCAGUCGGCCCCAACCUCCGUGAGUGUUGCAGCUCGGCCUCAUCCUCUGCAUACAUGCCCGCUGAAUGCGCUGCUGCCAUUUGUUCCUCGCCACAGACGGACUGUUUGGUCGUAAGACUGGUCAGGUCGAGGGUUUCAGCUACACUGCUGCGAACGUGAACAAGGGUGUUACUUGGUGAGUGCAUCACAUGGGUCGCUCGAGCUGCAGGGCUUUCUGCAAUAAGCACGAGACUUGGAUGGCAAAGUGUGGCUUUCACAGUCGCCCUCGCGUGAUGCGGAGGAUGCUGCUCGUCUACCGGACGCAAGCAGGAGCAGGAGCACGUUUAUUGACCUGGAUGCUUGGUGUCCCCACAAAGAUGAAAGCAACAAUAUGCUGACAUGAACCUUCUGGUACGCUUCCCAACACUCUCCGUGCAGGGACCAAGACACGCUUUUCGAGUACCUCGAGAACCCCAAGAAGUACAUUCCAGGAACCAAGAUGGCCUUUGCGGGUCUGAAGAAGGAGAAGGACCGCAACGAUUUGAUCACCUGGUUGCGCCAAGAGACCAAGUAA